Drosophila pseudoobscura is the source of this 1055-nucleotide messenger RNA. Its product is annotated as GTP-binding nuclear protein Ran-like. The transcript has 2 exons. Gene Ontology annotation, cellular component: cytoplasm; nucleus. Gene Ontology annotation, biological process: protein import into nucleus; ribosomal subunit export from nucleus. Gene Ontology annotation, molecular function: GTPase activity; GTP binding. NCBI's taxonomy places the organism in Eukaryota, Metazoa, Arthropoda, Insecta, Diptera, Drosophilidae. The record is from RefSeq and is a predicted model, not a curated record. The coding region runs from base 256 to 897 and encodes 213 amino acids.
AUAGCAUAGUCUUGCUCGUCAAAUUACCCACAACUGAACGGCCAUUAAGAAAAAUGAAGAAUCGAGCCAACGAUGAAAUAGUCAUCGAUUGUCAACAUCCGCUGCUGCCAAAGUGACAAGCUGUCAUUGGAUGUUCCUUAACAUUUAUCAUUGUGUGAAGCCAUUGCCGAAAAUUCAGAAGGAAAAUCUCCUACAACUAUUUAAUUGGGUUAAAAUCUUCUGGAUAUCUCUCAGUCGUGUACUUAUUUUGGAAAAAUGCCCUUACGACGCAGGCUAGUUCCAACAUACAAGUGCAUAAUAAUCGGCAAUACGGGAUGCGGAAAAAGUUCCUUCAUCCAGCGUCACUUGACCGGCCAGUUCAUGCAGCAGUAUAUGCCCACAUUCGGGAUCACGGUGAUCAAACUUAUAUUCGACACAACUCGCGGCCCAAUCUGCUUCGAAAUGUGGGAGGGAGGGAAGGCCGAGUACGUCCGAUCCGAGGGUCCGAAUCCAUUUUUUAAGAAGGUCCACUGCGCCAUCGUAAUGUUCGACGUCAGCCUGAAGGACCCAUCCAAGAACUUUGCAGCAUUCCGCGCCAUGACAGAGAUGGUCUCGCCAGACGUGCUUAAAUACGUUUGUGGCAACAAGGCGGAUCUAGGGCUGGGCAAGCCCAACGAUCGGCGGAAGAAGAUCUACCGCUGUACAAAGAUGUCUGUUAAGACCGACGUGAACACUCUGGUUCCCUUUCAACACCUCGCGCGCAGAAUUUUCAAAGACCGCUCGCUUCAGCUCAUGCCCAGGCCAACAAUGCUGCCGGCACAAGUGGAGCCCCCUCGCCAGGAGAGACAGGCAGAAAAAGAUAAAGAGAAAAAGAAAGAGAAACAAUUUAAGAUCAUGCGCAGGAAGACAGAUGCAUGAAACCAAAGACAGAGUGUGUGCGCGUGUGUGGCUGCUACAUCGGGUGACACAUCAAAAAACACCUAAAGGUUAUAAAGGUUAGAGGUUAGGUUAUCGUUUGCCUCCGACAGUACUUCAAUAAAAUGUUAUUUGGUGUUCUGUAAUGGAAACAAAUUUGA